GUGUCCGCGAGACCCAGCUGUGUUCUUACAUUAUUAAGGCUCUUAUGUUGCUGCUGAUAACUUUGCCAACCAGCGGCAUCUUUAGUAGCACCCCCUCCCCCCAGCAAUCAGUAGCCUACAAAUAAGCAUCGUAUACAACAAUUCAGCGAGAUAGAUUUGGCCAAACGUGGGCCCGGAGCGACCGCACCCCCCGGUCCGCUUAUGAGGCUAGCCCGACCACGGAGGGGAGUCUCCGUUGAGUGUGUGUGUGUGUGUGUGAGAGAGAGAGAGCAGGGCAAGGAAAGGCUGUGUGAGUUUUAGCCUAACUAACGACAAUGGACGACAGAGUGGGCGAUCUAGCCCUACUUGUCCUGUGAACUCCAAAGAGCUUCACGAUCUCCCUAAUAGGAGAGGUAACCCUCUAUUCCCUCCAGUGGUAUCCACAGAAGGUCUCCACGGUGGUGGUCUACAUAAUCAGCCAGAGACCUUAUGCUGCUUUCGAGGAUGUCAUGGAAAUCCGCCGCCCGAGUUGCUCUGACGUGCAAACGUGACGUAAUUGCCUGGCUCGUACCACUUAUAGUGUUCCAAAUGCGUCUUUGGGCAUUUGCUACAGGACGAGUUGGAAAGAACAUGGACGCCACCAGUGCAGCAGCUGCCAUGCUAAUGACAUACUAUAGAAGUACUAUAAAACUACUAUAGUGGCUUUAGGAUAUUAUAGAGGUAUUACAGAACAUAACAAACGUCUGAGCUGUACUGUAAUCACAGAAGUAGUCAUAUAGUAGGCUACUUCUAUAGUAUGCCUGUCCAUUGUCUACUAAACCACUAGCAGCAACACACAUUAUAAUGUUUUUCUACAGAAACACGAACAUUUCAAGUAAUUCCAUUGUUGCAAGUCUUACAUUUCAGUACUAUUUAGCCAUUUUUGCCUAUUUCAUUUUUCAACAAGUGCAGUCGCAUUUUUCUCGAGCCACCAGGGGCAGUGGCAGGCUAGUUGUUGUUAUUGUUAGCAUUGUAGCCUUUUAGCAAACCAGUUCGAAAACAAAACAUUACAUUGUAUUGCACGCACAGCAGAACCGUGUAAUGCAUACAUUGGUGACCGGACUGAAGCAGCAAUGUAAAUAGGUGUGUACGAACAUUUAAAAUCGACAUUAAAACGACCAACGUAGUACAAAUACAAAGACAAUCAACUUUACAUGAAAUGUGGGCGCAGCCAUCUUUGUUUAUCUUUGUUGUGCGAGUUGUACGUUCUUCCUGGUUCAGCUCGGAUUACUGAGGAGCCCGAGUCGGACGGCUGAUAUUACGACCUAAAGGGGGCGUGUCUUCCCAAAAUGCCGCAAGAAAGCUGGGUAAUUUACACUUUCCAACCCGGGCGGCGGAUUUACGAGACAAAUAAAAAGCAGCAUUAGUGCAGCUGCAAACUCCUCCAUUCACUUUUAACACCUACGUCAAUAUUGGCGCCAGACCGAGGCUCGGUUUGUAACUUCUCCGGAAGUAGAUAGAUAUCGCUAUUUGUUUACGGACCUGGAAACACCAUGUCAUGGUACUGCUGCGAGGGAUUCAUGUCGGAAUAAAACUUUCCAUCGGUUUCCAGUGAAUCCUAAAAUACGCCGAGAGUGGAUUGUGAAAAUAAGGAGAGACAUUGGUCCACAUUUUCAGGCUUGGCCUUUUCCCUGCUGGCCUCGUUGCCUGCCAGCUAUGGGCUCUACACAGCCUUCUUCCCCACUAUAGUCUACUUCUUCCUGGGCACCUCCCGGCACAUCUCAGUGGGCUCCUUCCCAGUUCUGAGUCUCAUGGUGGGGCAGGUGGUGACACGUCUGGUGCCGGACACAGGGCCUACAGCCAACAUCACCGGCUUUGAGGGACUCACUCCAAAUGAGCAGAGGGUCCUCGUCGCCUCCUCUGUCACCUUUCUCACCGGACUGAUCCAGUUGGGGAUGGGACUGCUGCAAGCAGGCUUCAUCGUUAUCUACCUGUCGGACACCCUGGUGUCCGGCUUCACCGCGGCUGCAGCCAUCCUCAUCCUGGUGUCGCAGCUGAAGUUCAUCUUGGGUCUCACUGUACCUGGAAUAAGUGGCCCGCUGUCCCUUAUAUAUACACUGGAGAAAAUCUUCUCCCAGAUCACCUCCACCAAUAUCUGUGAUCUGGUGAUGUCCAUGGUGAUCAUGCUAGCUGUGUUUGUAGUGAAGGAGAUCAAUGACAAGUACAAGUCAAAGCUUCCGGUGCCAAUACCUAUAGAAGUCAUUAUGACCAUAAUUGCAUGCGGCGUAUCGUAUGGCUUCAACUUCAAGGAGCGGUUCAGGAUAGACGUGGUGGGUCAGAUGGUGAAGGGAUAUGAGUCCCCAAUGCUUCCAAAUGUGGAAGUCAUGGAAUGCAGCAUAGCAGAGGCGAUCCCCAUGGCUGUAGUGGGAUUUGCGGUGGCCUUUUCUGUGGCCAAGGUCUAUGCUGUCAAACAUGACUAUGUCAUUGAUGGAAACCAGGAGCUGGUGGCUUUUGGGGCCAGCAACAUUGUUGGUGCGUUGUUCAAAUCGACUGUGGCGAGUACGGCCCCCUCGAGGACAGCAAUGCAGGAGAGCACAGGAGGGAAGACACAAAUUGCAAGUCUUGUUUCGGCCAUGAUGGCAAUGAUUGUCACUGUGGCGAUCGGGUUCCUGCUCGAACCCUUGCCAAAGUCUGUCCUAGGUGCCUUGGUGAUUGUUAACCUGAAGGGGAUGCUGCUACAGGUGACUGAAGUGCCUUACCUGUGGACGAGAGACCGGCUGGACUGUGUGGUGUGGCUGGGGACGUGCGUGGCGUCCAUCCUGCUGGGGCUGGACCUGGGGCUGGCCGCGGGGCUGGGCAUCGAGCUGUUCACAGUCGUCUUCAGGGCUCAGUUUCCCCGUUGUGCAGUGAUGGCCAACAUCUCGGGCACCGAUCUGUACAGAGACCGCAAGGAUUACCUCUGUAUCUCAGAACCAGAAGGAGUGACGAUCUUCAGAAUCCCCUCGCCCAUAUUCUUUGCCAACAUUGAGUUCUUCAGGACGAAGCUAACGGAAGCUGUGGGGUUCAGUCCUCUAAGAGUGUUAAGGAAGCGGAACAAGGCCUUGAGGAAGAUCCGGAAGAAGGGGUCACUAUUGGUUACAAGGCGAGGAAUUUUGCCCACUGGUUCCUCCCCCAUUGAUGAGUCGGAGGACGAACGCAACAUGGAGGAUCUGGACCUGCCCCCUGAUUACUCCGACCUGCCCGUGGAGGUCAACUGGAACUCCCAGCUCCCUGCCAACAUCUGUGUACCCCCGGUGCCCAUCCACAGCCUCGUCCUGGACUUCGCCGCCGUCUCUUUCCUGGACACGUCUGCCAUGAAAGGCCUCAAAGCCGCAUUAAAAGAAUUCAUACGAGUGGAUGUGGAGGUCUACAUAGUGUCCUGUGAUGUGGAUAUUUUGGACAAACUCUACAGGUCUAAGUUUUUUGACGACGAGAUCAGGAUAUCUAUGUUCUUCCCAACGCUUCACGAUGCCAUGAUGUACGUGCAAAGGAAACAAGACAACACACGCAAGGACGAGCUGAAAGAUGUUUACAUCCAGGCAGAGGUUUCCUCCACCCAGAUCUAGCGAUGAAACUCCUUCCCGUGUCAACAGAUCUCUUUGCAUCAGUUAUUCCAAAAGGUCCAUCCAGUUGUAACUCACUAAUGCAUAAAGUCUUUUU
Alosa alosa (allis shad) is the source of this 3657-nucleotide messenger RNA. RefSeq names its product chloride anion exchanger-like. Gene Ontology annotation, cellular component: membrane. The transcript has 18 exons. Gene Ontology annotation, biological process: transmembrane transport. The record is from RefSeq and is a predicted model, not a curated record. The coding region runs from base 1770 to 3563 and encodes 597 amino acids. Gene Ontology annotation, molecular function: secondary active sulfate transmembrane transporter activity; chloride transmembrane transporter activity; bicarbonate transmembrane transporter activity. NCBI's taxonomy places the organism in Eukaryota, Metazoa, Chordata, Actinopteri, Clupeiformes, Clupeidae.